Parastagonospora nodorum SN15 is the source of this 2505-nucleotide messenger RNA. RefSeq lists its product as hypothetical. Gene Ontology annotation, cellular component: sno(s)RNA-containing ribonucleoprotein complex. Lineage: Eukaryota; Fungi; Ascomycota; Dothideomycetes; Pleosporales; Phaeosphaeriaceae. The coding region runs from base 1 to 2505 and encodes 834 amino acids. Gene Ontology annotation, molecular function: zinc ion binding; RNA binding. Gene Ontology annotation, biological process: ribosome biogenesis; box H/ACA snoRNP assembly; pseudouridine synthesis. The transcript has 3 exons. The record is from RefSeq and is a predicted model, not a curated record.
AUGUCAGACUCGCUGGAACCGCCUGCCAAAAGGGCGCGGCUGGAGGCGGACGCAGAUGCUUCCCACUAUGGCGCAGCGUUCGACGCGCCGGGCUCGCCUGUCGAUGACAUGGACGACGAUUUCUACGACAACACGCCCGUCAAGCCGGCUGCGGUGCCUGCGCUCGAGGGCCAUGGGAGCGCGUCGUCGACGUUGGCUGCGGGUGCACCUGGGCCCGUAAGCUUUAACCUCCCUGGACUCGGCGGCUCUGUGAGCGCGAUCCCGGCCACGCAGCCAAACCCGCAGAACGGCGCAAACAGCGGCGCGCAGGGCCCGGCAGAGGCUUCUGAAGACGGCGAGCUGUCUGAUACCGACGUGUUCUACCACGAGCAGGGCGCCGUUGUGCCCGCAGCGGCCGACGCAUCUCUACAGCAUGGUAGGUUGUCGCAUCGCUCUAUGCACCCUGUGUCCCUGACGUAUGCCCAAGACGUUCCUCUUGUUGAGCAAGUCGACGACGGCGAAAUAGUGAAUGCGCCUGGUGCCGCCCAAGAAGCGCCCGCGCACGAAGAGAGCGACGGCGACGACCUCGCGCUCGCCAUCACCAACGGGCUCGCCGAGGAAGACGGCAAAGCCGAGUUCUUGCAAGCGGCUGAAGCGAACAAGAACAACAAGAAUGCCGAGUGGCAGCUGGACUCGGAUGCGUCGUCGUCGGGCUCGUCCUCCGACUCGAGCUCAGACGACAGCUCAGACGAGGAAGGUUCCGACGACGGAGAGCUGCUGGACCCCGAGGAGACGGCCAAGGUCAAGACGCUGAACGAGGUCGAGGAGCAGUACGAGAAGCCCGACAUUACAGUCACUGAAGAGACAAAGAUCACCGAGCUCGGCAAGGUCGAGUCGGUCGUCGACAACAUUGUCGUCGUCAAGGGGAGGGUGUCUGGCGACCUGCAGGUGGUCGAGUCCGGCUCUGCGCUCUGUCUGCAAAACCGCACUGUCAUCCGGUCUAAGAUAUCCGAGCAGAUUGGCCGUGUUGAGGAACCCCGUUAUGCGCUGGGCUUCAACGAUGCUGCUGAGAUAACCACGCUAGGCAUCACCACAGACACGCCCAUCUACUACGUAGACGACCACUCUACAUUUGUCUUCACCGAGCCACUUCGCGCACAGAAGCACACGGACGCGUCCAACCUCCACGAUGAGGAGACCAACGAUGUCGAGUUCUCCGACGACGAGAAGGAAGCCGAAUUCAAGCGCGAACAAAAGGCCAAGAAGAGGGCCAGGCAGGACGACGACGAACCAAAAAUUGAGAAGCCCAUACCCACGGGACCCAAGGGUCAUGUCGACGUGCCAAACUACUACCAGCCUACGGAGUACCAAGGCGGCGGCCUCAAGUAUAGCGACGACGAGGACGAGGACCUCGGCAUGUAUAAGCCGCUUGCACGGCCCGAUCACUUCGAGCAGAUUGUUGGACAUGGCGCGCCUCUUGAAGACCGCAGCCACGUUCGUCGCGGCAUGAUGCGCGGCAGGGGCCCCUGGGGCGAUCGUGGGCGUGGAUCCCGCGGAAGAGGUGGCUUUGGUGGUCGAGGUGACUUUGGUGGCGGCCAGAAUGACAGGGGUGGCCACGGAGGUGGGCGAGGUGACUUUGGUGGAGGCCGAGGAGACAGAGGAGGUCACGGCAACCAAGGCAAUCGAGGUGGUGCACAGGGUGGCCGCGCUGACAGGACGUGCUAUGCUUGCGGUCAGGUUGGACAUCAGAAGCGCGAGUGUCCGACACUGAAACCGCAGCUCAGCGAUCGCGGCAGGCAGCAGAAUCAGACCAACCAACAGCAGGACAACAACCAGCGCGGCGGACAGUUCCAGGACCAGCAGCGAUCCGCAACCUCUGCCUCACCUGCUCGGCACCAAGACCGCGGUCAAUCGCAGCAAUCGUCUCAACCACAGCACUCACCGCCUGCGAAGAGCAAGAACAAGAACCGAAAGCAGCGCUUACGCGAGAAGAAAGAGAAAGAGCGCGAACAGCAACAACAACAACAACAGCAGCAGCAGCAGCAGCAGCAGCAGCAGCAGCAGCAACAGCAACAGCAGCAGCAGCAACAGCAACAGCAGCGUCAACACUCACAGCAACAUGCCUCACCAGCACCUCCAGCUCCAGCUCCGUCAAACGUUCACUCGUAUGUCAACAACAGCGCAGCAGGCUGGCCUCCGCAAUACUCCAACUCACCACAACCGGCGGCUGCCAAGCAGCACCGCAGCAGCAAGCGAAUUGGGCAGCAUGGGCACAAUGGCUCCAGGUCGUUCAAACAAUGCAACAGCAACAGCAACCCCAAGCCGCAGCACCUCCUCCUCCACCCCCUCAACCUCAGGCGCAACCCCCGCCCCAGUAUGCCUAUCCAGCUGCAUACCAGCAGUAUGCACAGCCUCAGCAACCACCUGCACAGCCGCAGCAGCAACCCGAUCAAAGCGCACAGUCUCUCCACGACAUCCUCCGCGCACUUGGAGGUGGUGGGCAGCGCUGAGAAGGUAUCCUCGUAA